Molecule: messenger RNA, 1719 nt
Organism: Thlaspi arvense
Lineage: Eukaryota; Viridiplantae; Streptophyta; Magnoliopsida; Brassicales; Brassicaceae
Source: the annotation of a GenBank genome assembly
AUGGACUUCUCUUCCUCCAAGCGACCGGCGACGGCGGCGGCGGAAGCUGUACACUUCCGCCUUCUGUGUCCCGCCUCAAGGACCGGUGCAAUAAUCGGAAAAGGCGGCUCUGUCAUUCGCCACCUCCAAUCUGUUACCGGUUCCAAAAUCCGCGUCAUCGAUGAUAUUCCUGUUCCUUCCGAGGAGCGUGUAGUGUUGAUAAUCGCACCGAGCGGAAGGAAAGAUCACUCGAAGAAGGACGAGUCUAAUGGAUGCGAUUCGGAAAACAACAGCUCGGAGGAGCCGACGAAGCAAGGCAAAGCGGGAAGCGAGUGUGUGGCCGGAGAUAAAGCCGACGAGGAAGCGCCGUCUUCGGGACAGAUGGCUCUGGUUAGGGUUUUGGAGAGAAUAGUGUUUGGUGAUGAUGCUGCUUCUGCAGAGGAUGUUGAAUUGGACAAAGGCGAGUGCGAGGGUUUGUGUCGGAUGAUCGUUAGAGGCAACCAAGUCGACUUCUUGAUGAGUAAAGGAGGGAAUAUGAUGCAGAGGAUCAGAGAAGACAGUGGAGCCACCGUUAGGAUUGCAUCCACUGAUCAGAUUCCUCCUUGUGCUUUCCCUGGAGAUGUUGUGAUUCAGAUAACUGGAAACUUCUCGACUGUGAAGAAGGCGCUUCUGUUGAUCACAAACUGUCUUCAAGAGAACGGUGCGCCUCCGACUUGGGAAGAGUGUCCGUUUCCGCCGCCUGGUUAUCCGCCGGAAUAUCAUUCUAUGGAGUACCAUCAGUGGGACCAUCCUCCUAAUCCAAUGCCUGAAGACGUUGGACCCUUUAAUAGACCCGUUGUUGAAGAGGAGGUCGCCUUCAGGCUGUUAUGCCCUGCUGACAAAGUCGGGAGCUUGAUAGGGAAAGGUGGAGCCGUGGUUCGAGCUCUGCAAAACGAGACCGGUGCAUCAAUCAAGGUCUCUGAUCCGACUCAUGAUACAGAGGAGCGUAUCGUUGUGAUAUCAGCACGAGAGAACUUGGAGAGAAGGCACUCUCUUGCUCAGGAUGCUGUGAUGCGUGUGCAUAAUAGAAUCGUUGAGAUUGGAUUUGAGCCUAGUGCUGCGGUUGUUGCACGGCUUCUUGUGCAUUCUCCGUAUAUAGGACGUCUGUUGGGUAAAGGGGGACAUGUGAUAAGUGAGAUGAGGAGAGCCACUGGUGCUAGCAUCCGCGUCUUUGCAAAAGAUCAAGCUACAAAGUAUGAGUCUCAACAUGAUGAGAUUGUGCAGGAAUGGGUGGUCCACCUCCGCCGUUCAUGGGGCCAUAUCCAGAACCGCCUCCUCCUUUUGGACCGAGGCAAUAUCCAGCUUCUCCAGAUCGAGAGGCAUUGUCAUGGUCCUGGAUUUGACAGACCACCUUCUCCAAUGUCUUGGACCCCACAGCCACCUAUCGAUGGCCAUCCCGGUGGUAUGGUUCCUGAUGUGAACCACGGGUUUGCCUUGAGAAAUGAGCCCAUUGGCAGCGAGAAUCCGGCAAUGACAAGCGCAAAUGUGGAGAUUGUGGUUCCUCAGGCAUACUUAGGUCAUGUCUAUGGUGAGAACUGCAGUAACCUGAACUACAUCAAGCAGGUAUCAGGAGCGAACGUAGUGGUGCAUGAUCCAAAGGCCGGGACUACAGAGGGAUUGGUGGUGGUCUCAGGGACAUCAGAUCAAGCUCAUUUUGCUCAGAGCCUUCUUCACGCUUUCAUUCUUUGUGGUCAAUCUUGA